AUGGCAGUCCAGGUAUGCCUGGAAAUAUGGGACCUAAAGGUCCCCAGGGACAUGCUGGACAACCAGGUGCAUCUGGCUUGCCAGGAGUUGGUAAACCAGGAGCUAAUGGCAUGCCAGGAGACAGAGGAUCACCAGGUACAUCAGGAACCACGGGUCAGAAAGGAGAGCCAGGGCCAACAGGUUACACUGGGGCAACAGGUGCUACAGGGCUUACGGGUCCAGCUGGUCCCCAGGGUGCUAGAGGAUUCCAGGGAGAGACAGGUAUUCAGGGACUUAAAGGUGAUGUCAGCAUGGUGGGAGCUCCUGGGGCAAAGGGAACCAAGGGAGAUCAGGGACAUCAGGGUCAUGCAGGGAAGUCAGGUAUCCCCGGGGCAGCAGGCCCUCCUGGUGCAACAGGUGCUACAGGACAUCAGGGUAAUAAGGGAACUCAGGGCCAUACUGGCGCUCCAGGUACUCCAGGUGCAAAUGGUCUUCCAGGAGCAAAGGGACACCCAGGCACACCUGGAGGGCCUGGGAAACCAGGCGAGAACGGCAUCUCAGGGCCAAGAGGACCAGUGGGGCCUUCAGGUCCAGCAGGUCAACCAGGUCUUAAGGGUCACCCAGGUCUUCCUGGUACACCCGGCCCAGCUGGCCAGAUGGCCAAGGGAGUUUCUGGUCCCAUGGGUCCACCUGGAGCUCCUGGUUCCAGAGGUCACGAUGGUAACCCAGGUGCUAUGGGACCUCCUGGACCACCUGGUCCCCCUGGUGAGAUGGUCUACCAUCAUGAGAAGAGCAUGCCCAUAAAGUCCCAUGAGAUUAUGAUGCCUCAUCAUGAGAUGAUGAAGGCCCCUAUGUCUGCCUUCAGCGCCGUUCUGACUAGGGCUUAUCCUUCAGCUGGAUCACCUAUUCAGUUCAACCAGAUUAUUUACAAUGGUGAGCAGCACUAUGACCCCCAGACUGGCAUCUUCUCCUGCCAGGUACCAGGUCUCUAUUACUUCUCCUACCAUAUGCAUGUUAAUGGUGCUAAUGCAUUGGUGGCACUGUACAAAAAUGGUGAGCCAAUCAUGUUCUCAUACGAUGAGUACAACAACGGCUUCUUGGAUCAGUUGUCUGGCAGCACUGUUCUUAUGCUGAAUGCCCAUGACCAAGUCUACAUUCAGGUCCCUGAUGAGGAGACCAAUGGUGUCUUCGCUGCCGACAAUGUUCACUGCUCUUUCUCUGGGUUCCUGAUUGCUUCAACGUGA
Messenger RNA from Coregonus sp. 'balchen', 1223 nucleotides. NCBI's taxonomy places the organism in Eukaryota, Metazoa, Chordata, Actinopteri, Salmoniformes, Salmonidae. The record is from the annotation of a GenBank genome assembly.